Molecule: messenger RNA, 3868 nt
Organism: Ceratitis capitata (Mediterranean fruit fly)
Lineage: Eukaryota; Metazoa; Arthropoda; Insecta; Diptera; Tephritidae
Product: sodium-coupled monocarboxylate transporter 1
Exons: 13
Coding region: 1035-3092 (685 amino acids)
Biological process (GO): sodium ion transport; transmembrane transport
Cellular component (GO): membrane
Molecular function (GO): symporter activity
Source: RefSeq, a predicted model, not a curated record
CUCUGUAUUGUAGUCGAAUCUGAACCUUCGACGCUGCCACAAGUUAACUGCUUUGAGUGCUCCUACAUAUUGGGGCUGCUUGGCUAUUUUGUUCGCAUUCAAGUGUCGGCCAAAUCUCGAUGCAAAAGAGCUGGAAACGCGGCGUAGUUUGAACACUUCGGUCUAAUCGUGAAUUCUACCAACACUGGACAGUUUGGUUUGUUUUCAAAAACGCUGCGCGAUACGCAGUAUAGAGAGAAGGGAAGUAAAAGUGAGAAAAAAAGUGCGAAAAUCAGCGAGAGGUGUGAGAAAGUGAAGAAAAAACGCAGAUUUUAAAUUUAAUGGUGUUGACGUCUCACAGUUUUUUUUCGAAAUUUUCAUCAAUUAAGUGUAUAAAAAUAUUAACAAUUUAUUAUGAGAAAAAUAAUGAAUCAAUGACCAAUAAAUUGUUUUAUUAAGCGGUUUUCGAAGGUUACUAAAACUGUAAAUUUGACGACGACUUUGAGUGAAAACAUACAAACAUCGUAAAUUAAGUUCGAUAAAUAAAACACGCAGAAGGUGCAACAAAUAAUCACAAACUAUUUAAGUUAAAUUGGGAAGACAUUGACGCCAACCGUUAAGUGGAGAAAAUCUCACAAUUUAUAUGCCACGAAUAUUUAAGCAUCAAAAUUACUAAUUAAUUAAAUUGUUAAGCAACAGUUAAUAAUAAAUUGAGACAAAUUACAACAACAAUUUACAAUAACUAGCAGCAAGUUUUUAAUUAUAUGCCAAAAGAAUAGAAAAGUGCUAACGGUAACCACCGACAAAUAUACACACACGUAUAUACUACUACUACAACUACCACUAUCACUACUACUACUACAGCUGCAUGCAAUCAAAUUAAAAGACUAAAAGCACACACAUAUAUACAACAUAAGCAAGCAAGUUUACUGCCGCGCACAUACACACACACACGCCACAAAGCAGAUCAGCGUUAAUCAUUCUAUUACCGUAUACAAUUACGUGUCAAAAGUUUCAUAACAUUUAAAGUCAUUUAGAGGAAAGUAGUGCAAAAAAUGGCUAAAGAACUAAAAACGCUCGGAUGGGACUACUUUAUGUUCGUGGUCUUCAUUUUGAUCACAGUUUUUGCACCGCUUUGGAAACGAAUGUUUGGCAAGAAAAAAGAACGCAGUAAAGCCGAUUAUGUAUUUGCCACAGGUGGCAUAUCAAUUGUAGCAAUUAUGUUAUCUAUAGCACGAGGCACAUUGGGCGUGAGAACUGUAUUGGGUUAUCCGAGUGAGUUAUUCUAUCGUGGCUCGGCAAUGUGGGAGAACAUCUAUGGCAUGGUCAGCGCCUAUCCCAUUGUCUGCUUCGUCUUUGUGCCAGUUUAUUUUAAUUUGGGCAUUACGUCAGUCUAUCAGUACAUAGAUUUAAGAUUUAAAAGUCGACUAGUGCGGUGCCUUGCUUCCGGCACCUAUAUAGUGCGGCAACUGUGCUCCCUGGGCAUUGCCGUUUACACACCCAGUGUCGCAUUGUCGACCGUAAUUGGCAUUCCCUAUUGGGCAUCCAUUGUGGGCAUGGCUGUGAUUUGCAUAUUUUUCACCAUCAUGGGUGGUUUAAAAGCUGCCAUUAAUGCCGAUGUCAUACAAACCGUAACGGUAAUUUUAGUAACAUUAGCUGUGAUUGUCAAAGGUCUGAUUGUCAGUGGCGGCGUUCAACGAACAUACCAAAUUAAUCGUGAUAACGGGCGUUUAACAUUCUUCAACUUCACGGGCGAUAUGACUGUGCGUGUAGACACGCUCUCCGCAUGGAUGGGCCAGUUGUUCAUGUCGCUGUCACAAUUCGGUUGCCAACAGAACUUUAUGCAGCGAUAUGUCUCACUGAAAUCGAUGAGUCAAGUGCGACGAGUAAUGAUGACCAAUAUUCCCAUUAUCGUUGUAUUCUUUUCACUCUCCUGGCUGUCGGGCAUGGUCAUCUACGCCUCCUACGUAAACUGUGAUCCCUACGCUGAAGGCUACAUAAGCAAACCGGAUGAGAUUUUGCCAUUCUUCGUUGAAGACCAAUUGGCUGUUAUACCCGGCUUUGUGGGCAUCUUUAUGGCGAUGCUUUUCAACGGCGCCUUGUGCAUGAUGGUGUCGAAUUUAAAUUCAUUAGCAACUGUUUGUUGGGAGGACUUCGUCUCGCAAAUGCCGCAGUUCAAGGGCCUCAGCGACAAACAACAGCUUUUCAUCCUCAAGAUUAUAACCGUCAUUUGUGGCUUCAUCACAAUGGGUGUUGCCUUCGGCGUGGGGCUACUGUCGGGCGUAAUUGAAUCAUCGUUGCUCGCCUUUUCGGCCACAUCUGGUCCGUUAUUGGGCUGCUUUAUCCUGGCCAUGUUGGUGCCGGUUGCUAAUUGGAAGGGCACUUCGGCUGGCAUGAUUUCGUCUUGCGCCUUCGUAUUGUGGAUUAUCACAGGCAGCGCCACAGUUGAUAAGAGUGCGCAGAACUCUUUCUUACCCACAUCCACUGAGGGUUGCACGAACACGACUUUCUCAGGAUCUAUAAUCAAACCUAAAGAGCUGGAACAAUCUUGGCUGAUUUCACAUUCGUUACACAACACCUCUACACCUCUGGAACAAACGAUUAUGGCGCCUGAACGUACACCCAUGGAAACCUUCUACUCCAUCAGCUACAUGUAUUACAGUUUGCUUGGCGCUGUGAUUACAGUCGGUGUUGGCGUUAUCAUUAGUUAUCUUACCCGUGACCCCAAGGAUGCAUACGAUGCUAAGCUUCUACACCCAGUGAUCCUGCGUUGGUGCGAACGUUUCCCUGGCGACAAGCCCUAUAUAAUCAGCGAAGCCACCAGCGACUUAACAGCGGUGGAUAAGGGAAAAGGUGCCAAAGUGAAUCAUGCAUUUGAUGGGCAAACUGAAUCAAACAUCAUCAUAGGCACCAGUAAUGAAAAACAGAAGAUUAAUCCCAUCGAUGCGGUAUUCACCAAUGGGCAAAACAGCCAAAAACGCACAGAUGGCAGCACUGACGAACCAUGCAUAACGGGCACGGGGAGCCUGGCAAGAACAGCGGAUUUGGAUGCGCUACCAAGCAGCUGUGAAAAUGGCACCUACCGUCAGUUCAAAGAGAGAGAAACAGUGUGAUAGGCAUACUCCCUCCAUGCCUACGUUACGUCUGAGGUGCGGGGCGAUUCAUUGAUAUUCGAAAGUACAUCGUAGAGACUUAAGUUUAUUUACUUAAUAUUUAUGCUAUCCCAUACAUACAUACAUAUGUGAAUUUGUAAUUUUUAGUAAUGAUUAAGUCUGAAAGUUAGUAAUAACUCAAACGAUUCUAAACUAAAAGAUAGAUGUAUUCACAGCACAAUGAAGACAAACAAAUAAGCGGAUAAAGAAAUAAAUGAAACUUUAGUGAAAUAAGUGUAGUAGUUUUUAUGAGGAAUUAAUGAUAUUGAAGGAGUCACUGUGAUCAUUAAUUAAUCUGACUUCUUGUCCUGAUUAAUUCAAUUAUACUUAUACAGAUAUACAAUACAUGCAUAUGAGAUGGUAUUCGAUCGUUUUCAUGAGCACUAUAUACAUACAUACAUAUUUAUAAAUGACAUAUACCGUAGUAUGUACAUAUGUCAGCUUUCAAUUAGAAGUAUGUUCCAUAGUUCCAUAGUAUAUUAUAUGUAUGUACUCUCGUUAAGUGUUUUGUUGGGCGUACAUAUGUAAUUAUAUACAUACAUGAUACAUUGAUACAUUAGACAUAAGAAGAAUAUUAUAAAAUAUGAAAUAUUUGCAAAUUUCAAUUGUGAGGCAAAAAUAUUUACAUAUUUAAAUGGAUGUGGGCAAUAACAAGACACAUUUUAUAGCUGUAUACAUACAUAUAUGUAUAGUUAGUUAGUAAUAAUUAGUUGUUUAAUAAAAAUUUUAAUUAAAGA